This is a messenger RNA of Spodoptera frugiperda (fall armyworm), 2868 nucleotides long. Its product is annotated as myotubularin-related protein 9. Gene Ontology annotation, biological process: negative regulation of autophagy. NCBI's taxonomy places the organism in Eukaryota, Metazoa, Arthropoda, Insecta, Lepidoptera, Noctuidae. The transcript has 10 exons. The record is from RefSeq and is a predicted model, not a curated record. The coding region runs from base 303 to 1973 and encodes 556 amino acids.
UGUUGUAAUUGUUUAUAAUAGCCAGUUUUAUCAAAAUUCAUCAAUAAGAAAUUGUGUAAUUUUAGCUAAGCCUUCGAUUCACGAUAACAUUAGCGUUUAAUUACAAUUUGUGUUCAUCUCUUUUUGUUAUCGAAUUAUUUUUAACGCCCGAUCGUCUGAUAAGAAAUGUCAAUCCGGCGGAAUGCAGCUGAUUGCCAACUUUAAAAAGCUUGAAUGAAUGAAGUUAUGUCAACGUCAGGAGGCUUAAAUGAUUAUUUAUUAUUUUAGAAUUAUUUAUUUACUGCGUGAUAAUAUUUGUAAGGAUGGAGUUUAUUGAAUUGAUACACAUAAAUAAAUUGGACGGUGUUAUAUUAAAGUAUCCACAUCAAGAUAACGUGGAUGGAACAGUAUGUAUUACAGGACAUCACCUUAUUUUGAGCUCACGAAAAGAAGGCGUUCACGAGCUAUGGCUUCUACACAAGAACAUAGACUGCAUAGAAAAGAAAGAAAACAAGCCAAUCAGUGGAGUCACCCAGGGUGGCUCCCUGUUCCUCAAAUGCAAGGACUUGAGGAUAUUCCAACUGGAUAUAGCCACAACAAAUGAAUUGAACCAAAUGGCACAAACCCUUGAGAAUUUGUCCGGUUUACAAGAUCCAGGAUUGUUCUACCCAUUCUUUUAUAGACAUAUGCACCCUAUUGUGGAGAAUGGAUAUACUCUUUACAGCAUAGAGGGAGAAUUCACAAAAGUAUUAGCGACUGAGGAGUGGCGAGUUUCGCGCGUGAACCAGAACUACUCGGUGUGUGCCAGCUAUGGGAAGGCGGUGGUGGUGCCCAAGUGUGUUGAUGAUGAGACCCUCGCCGCCGCGGCUACGUUCAGGCAGGGAGGACGGUUUCCUGUGCUCUCUUAUAGACAUAAUAAUGGAGCAGUUCUAAUGCGCGCCGGACAGCCGCUGUACGGGCCGAAACACAGGCGGUGUCGACCGGACGAGGCGAUAUUGAACGCGGUGGUCGCAGCCGGCACCAAGGGCAUCAUAUACGAUCUGCGCAGCUCUAACUCGAUAUCACAGCAGCAGAAUAAAGGUGGUGGAACAGAGAGCAACUCGAACUACUCUCAGUGGAAAAUAUACAACAGGUCUAUGGAUGAGGUGGACAAUCAGCAACCGUUGCUAGACAGUUAUGCUAAACUAAUCGAUGCAUGCAACGACCGUGAGAUAUCGAGCGACAAGUGGAUCUCUCGGUUAGAGUCCUGCGGCUGGCCCGAGAGUGUGCGGAACUCGCUGCACACUGCCUGCAUCGUGGCACAGCAUAUACAUCAGAAAGCGGAACCAGUACUGGUACACGGUACCCGCGGCGAAGAUGCCACGUUGGUAGUGUGCUCUCUAGUCCAGAUUAUACUGAACCCCGACUGCAGAACAAUACGGGGGCUACAAGCCCUGAUAGAGCGCGAGUGGAACGCGGCAGGACACCCGUGGUACUCCCGUCAGCGCGUGGGUCCGUACGGCGCGCCCAGCGCCCGCGCCGCGCCCACCUUCCUGCUGCUGCUCGACUGCAUCAGGCAGUUCCUGGAGCAGUUCCCCUGCAGCUUCGAGUUCCGACAGUCUUUCCUCAUCACGCUCUUCGAACACUCUUAUGCUAGUCAGUUUGGUACAUUCAUGUGCGACAACGAGCAAGAGAGAGAGACGCGCGGCGUGUACUCGCAGACGACGAGCCUGUGGUCGUGGCUGAACCAGCCCGACGAGCUGCCCAAGUACAUCAACCCGCUGUACGACCCCACGCCCAACGUCAUCUGGCCCUCCGUCGCACCCAUGAGCUUUGUUAUUUGGGAAGAGCUAUAUCUCCGUUGGCUAGUAAAACAAAACACGGAGGAGCGAGAGGAACAAUACGGCAACAUUCGCGCACGUGAACAACAGCUGCGUGCGCAUGCGCAGCAACUGCGGCGCGAGCUCUUUGACGUCGCGGCGCAGUACUACGGGCCAAAGCCAGACGAUAAGUAACCACUAGUCACUUGUAGAUAGUGUAGCUAGUAUUAUGUUACUGUUGCCAGAAAUCGAACCUGGGAAUUUUGGGUAAAAUUAGACCGAAACAAACUGUAACACAUUUUUGUCAUUAAUUGUGAUGACUAUCCGAACUUGCCAUAGUAUUAGUAGUCAUUUAUCUGAACAUUUGGCCUAUGGGACAAAAGCGUCGUUUCAUUUAUGAUGUUAUAUGGUCUAAUGUUACUCAAAAUGACAUAAACGAUAGUCGAAGAGACCAUUACCAUUAGUAAGAGUUUGUUUUACUUUUAAAAUAAUCGAAACGAAAGCGCGUUCGGCGCUCUGAUUGGCCGAUUCGAAUAAACCAACCAAUCAGAGCGUCGAACGCGCUCCCGUUUCGAGUAAAGCUAAUUCAUACUAAGGGUACAGAAUGGUGAAGUCAAAGUAUGGGAUUGACAUAAGCUUGUGUCAAUGUCAAUUGCAUACAUUUAUCUAUUAUAAUCUAUUCGACCAGCGCGUAUGUGACUAGCACUGGGUACUUAAACAACAUCAGAAAAUCAAAUAUAACUUUCUGAAAUCAAUAGAUUUGUUUCAAUACAUCGUCUGUAAUAGACGAUUGGAUUUGAAACUGAAUUUAGUUGGUCAAAAAAUCAAAAUGUGUAAUGCAAUAUGUUAAAUCUAUAUAGAGGUGUUUAUGAAAUGCGUGAAGAAAAAUAUCAGGGGCCUUAGUACGACUUUGCUUUAUGUUUAUCGAGGAAAAGAGACGGCGUUCGACGAUGUGAUUGGCCGGCUCCAAUGACCUAACCAAUCACAGCGCUGAACACGCUCUCAUUAAACUUAAAGCAAACGCGUACUGAUGCCUCAGUUAUUGUAAAUAAUUUCGAAUUAUCUGACAAUCCCACCAAUAAAUAUAAAC